Penicillium lagena is the source of this 4701-nucleotide messenger RNA. RefSeq names its product CORVET complex membrane-binding subunit VPS8. Bases 1 to 4701 code for a protein of 1566 amino acids. Lineage: Eukaryota; Fungi; Ascomycota; Eurotiomycetes; Eurotiales; Aspergillaceae. Gene Ontology annotation, biological process: protein targeting to vacuole; endosomal vesicle fusion. The record is from RefSeq and is a predicted model, not a curated record. Gene Ontology annotation, cellular component: HOPS complex; late endosome. The transcript is spliced from 4 exons. Gene Ontology annotation, molecular function: protein binding.
AUGGGCUCGAUGAUGGAGAGCAGUGAGGCCCGGACACGAGAGGAUGAGCUUGACCUGGGCGCCGAGAACCAAUCAGAGAACCUUCCUCCGCAGCCCGACCGUGAUGCUCUCGAUCAUCCCAAGCCCUCUGCCGGGGCCUCCGACGCCGAACUGGACACGGUAGACGACGACGCGCCCGACCAAGCUUCGGAGAAGACGGUGGAACCGGGUGCUCAUCAGAGAGGACUGCGGAAAACACAAUAUGGCGAACUAACCGCGGCGCCGGGCAGUGUGGAUGAGACGGCUUCGACCCCCGACGACACCCCAUCCUUACAUGACUCUCUUCCAUCCUCCCAAAGCAGCAGUGCUCUGGCACUCCGAGGCUCUCCACGCGCCAGCCCAAGCCCGGCCCACCGUCCCUUCGACCUUCGCUUUCAGUCCCGCUUAUCCUCAUUGCCAUUGAGUGCGCCGGGAUCACCCUUCCUCGCCCACCUCCACUCCCGACACUCCUCCAUCGCAAGCCAGGUCUCUCCAAGCCCCGAAUUAGACACUGAGCCAGUCCAAGGGCCUUGGGAUGUCGUGCGAUGGACCAAGCUACGGAAAAUUACCGGACAGGCAUUCUCGGAAAUCGGAAAGCGCAAUUUUGGACGACCAACUUGCCUAGCCAUAUCUACAACCAUAGUGAUAGGAACGUCUAAAGGGAUUAUCCUUGUCUUUGACUAUCAGCAGAGUUUGAAGGCGAUCAUUGGCAACGGCACAAAAGCUGUGGAAUGCGGCGCGAUUACUUCGUUGGCUCUUUCUGCGGACCAUUCGACUGUCGCCGGAGGACAUGACACUGGGGAUAUCUUUACGUGGGAAAUCUCGCGGCCCGCGCGUCCCUUCCUCCACAUCCCUCCAAUUCCAGCGGACCAGGUCGAGAACCGCAUUUCCGACGGCCAUCUGUCGAGCGUAUCGGUCAUUCAUGUUGGGUUCCUCGGAACACGGCGCACUGCAAUUGUGUCGGCCGACAAACAGGGGAUGGCAUUUUCACACCUGGCCACGCGGGGCAUGGGAGCAGUAGCACGGACGGUGAAGACGACUCGGAUUCUGGGCCGAUAUCCCUCGAUUGCCCCUGAGGAAACCCGCCGGCGGAAACCCAGUUCGCGCACUGAUUCAUUGGGUCUUGUUGCUUUGCUGACGCCCUAUCUCCUGGUCAUCGUGUCCACCACCCCGGUCGCUCAAACCCAGCACAAAGCGUCGCGCCCAAAGGAAGUUGCCGCUCAUAGUGCCAUGACCGGGGCCCUGGCAUGGUUCCCGGCAAUACGACUGAAGGGCAAAGAUAGCCAAACAUCGAACACGAAGCUUGUCUACUGCUGGUCAAACGUGUUGACCAUUUUGGAAGUGACUGAAGCCGAAACAGAUGAACCCGUGGAUAAAGAUCGCCCUCCGAGCCUGGUCUUCAGAGCGCGGAGCAGGUGGAAGGCGGAUGAAGCCAUCGUGGCUGUCCAAUGGUUAAGCCGUUCCGUCCUCGCAAUCUUCACCAUCACGCAGCGACUUUUGAUUCUUGAGGAUUAUUCUAUGCAUGUCACAGACUCAAUUGACCUUGCCUACCGACAUGUCUAUCACACCGACUUCUUUUCAUCGCAGCUGCACAACCUGGUCGAGCAGCUGGAUGAAGAAGACACAUCGAUGCAUGGCGUGGUUGCGGACGCAUUUUAUAUGAGCUUUCGUGCCUACAAAGGGCGCUUGUUCCUGCUCGGUUACAACGAAGCCCUUGUCGGCAGUCUGUCAAACUGGGCUGACCGGCUGCUUGCACUCAUGGAAGCCGGUGAUUUCAUUGAAGCAAUUCGAUUGGCGACGUUGUACUACACAGGCGAUGGCGAGAAGCUCACUGUGGGUCUCCCCGAGGAGGAUGCUUUGCGACAGCCACUUGUCCAGGAGAAGCUUCUGGAAAUGAUCUCGGCAUCGCUCAAGUACGCCUUCGGUCGAAACGCUGAAGCAGACAAUGGGCGACUUGAAAAUCAGGAUCUCGAGCAACUUGCGGACGUAUCGAUCGCCGCUUGUAUCCACAUGGACGACAUCGACUUUCUUUGGGAGGAAGUUUUCAACUGGUAUGAGGAGCAAGAAUCCUCGGGGAUCUUCUUGGAUGCUCUCGAGCCCCGAAUUACCGAUGGGACCAUUCGAUCGCUGCCUCCGACUGCCGUCAAGGCCCUCAUCAACCAUUUCAUCACGACACACUCAGCUGGCCGUUUGGAGGAGAUAAUCUGCCUCCUCGACACGACAACCAUGGACAUUGACCAGGUCACCACGCUCUGCAAGCAGCAUAAUCUGUACGAUGCCUAUAUAUACGUCUGGAACCGCUGUCUUAUGGACUAUGUUGGGCCUCUGGAGGAGUUGAUCCAGUUUAUCCCGUCUUCCACUGAACCUCUCGUCAAUGGUGAUUAUGCCGUUGAAAUGAAAAGGCACACGAACGCGAUGAAGAUGUUUCCUUACCUAUCCUUCAUCCUUACAGGGCGCGUCUAUCCAACAGGAGACGCGAUGGAUGACGCCGAGGCACUACGGGCCAAAACGGUCUUGUACCAAUAUCUAUUUUCAGGCCGCCUGUCUGGCACCGGCGAUACCUCCGAGGGUGCAGACUCGUUUUCUCAGCUUCGGACGAUGCUCAAAUACGAUUCAUCCAGUUUCAUGAGUAUGCUCAACGAAGCUUUUGAGGACAGCUUCCUGAACGAAUCCGACGCUGAGGACGCUCCUUCUUCAGGCGUGUCGAUCAACCGACAAUAUCUCGUCAGCAUUUUGCUUCAAGUUAUGAAUACGGCGUUCUUCACUUCUUCUGAUACCAUCUACUUGGACAUGUUUGUUGCGCGCAAUCUUCCCAAAUACCCUCAGUAUAUUCUUCUUUCGGGCACGACCCUUCAUCAAGUGCUUGGGCGACUAUGCCACUAUCCGGACCCGGACAUGGUCGACGACUGUGAAUUGAGCGCGGAAUACUUGUUGUCAUUCUACCACCCACCUGACAUCCAGAGCAUGAUCCCGCUCUUCAGAGAGGCACGCUUCUUCCGAAUCUUGAAAUCGACCUACCGUUCUGAAAAGCAAUACCCUCAGUGGAUCUUGACAUACCUUGAAGACCCGCAUGACAGGGAGGCUAUCUUUACAAGUUUACAAGAUUGUCUUCGCGCGGGGUCCGGACUAGGUAAAAAACAGAGACGGGAUGUGGUGGACAUGGUGAAGAGCCAUGCCAAGGAAGUGGCUGCCAUCGACGUCAAGCGAACCGCUCAGACCAUGCAAGAUCUGGCUCCCGACACACACGAGACAUUCCUCCACAUACUGGAAGAGGACACCUACCAGCAAUAUCAGUAUCUACUGGUCCUUGUCGAGCCGCAGGCCCAAAUCAGCGUGGAAGGUCGGGCCCCGCCCCCAGUCGAAAACUGGAUGGUCGAACGCUACGUGCAGCUGCUAUGCAAGUACAAUCCGGCCCACGUCGCAGACUUUGUUGAUGGCCUGCGGGUCGGCGACAUCCACCUUGAAGAACUGCUGCCGGCUAUCGAGGAGAGCGGAGCUAUCGACGCCGCGAUUAUCCUUCUUGCACGACAAGGUCAAGUACGAGUGGCGUUGGACCGUCUCAUUACUCAUUUGGGCACACUCGAAUCCGGUUUGGUGGGAAUUCUCCAGAGCCUGGGUGACAGUCCCGACUCUGCCAGUACAGCCGAGGCGAUUGACGACCUUAUUGAGUCUCUCAACAAAUAUGCUGGAGUCGGAACCUGGCUCUGCCAGGGCCAGACAAAGGCCGCCAAAAAUUCGCGGACGGGUGGGACGAAUGGAAAACGCGGCGUGGCAGAUCAGGGUCUAGCGUUCGACGAGAACCUUUGGCUUGAUCUCAUUGAGGCAGUGGUUCGCAUCGCCAGCAAUGUAUUCGGGCUCCUGCGGGAUCAAACUGCUCAGGUCACCGAGUCUCUCGGAGGUGACACCGGCCGGUUGACAACCUCCUUCCGCAUGCUGGUACAGCAGGUCUUCACAGCCCUACUCUCCAGCACCGUCAAAGGCGGUGGUCCCUCGACCCCCGAGCGGACUGAUCUGUCCUUUCUUCGGAUCUUGCGUGCGUUUCUCACUCAGGCUGCGAGCUGGUCGCCGUCGCUACUGGAGCUGCGCGCGGUGCUGGCCUCCAUCUUCUCCGCGUACUCCUAUGAGACGUCCCUGCUGACUCUGGCCAACGGCAUGCUGGACCGGGACCUCUUCGUGCACGUGGACGAGGUCACCCGUCUGCGACAGCAAGGCUGGCGACCUCGCGGCCAGGUCUGCGAAAUCUGCCAUCAACGCAUCUGGGGUCCCAGCGUCGGGUCUGCACACUGGUCGGCAUGGGAAAAGAAACAGGGUGACGAAAGCAAACGUCGCAUUGCUAAGCGACUUGAGGACGGAUACGAUCCUGCCUUGGAACGGGGGAAAGGGAAAGCGGCCGCCUCCGUCGUAGGUUCUGAGCAGCCGUUGCAUCCGAUGCAUGCUUCAAACUCACCGUUGGCCGUUGACGGCACGGAGUACGGCACUUUGGCCAGAGAGAGCGCGGAGUCCGGGGUAGUGCUGCAGCCCGCCGUCGUAUUCUCUUGUCGGCACCUCUACCACCGGCAGUGUGUGCUGGAGGCCAUCAGUAGUUCGUCCGCGGGACGGGACCGGCAGCCACGAGUGUUUCGUCACGAGCGUGCCUUGUCCGAGUGGUCGGGAGUCGAGUUGUUCUGCCCCGCAUGUACAUAG